CAAGAUUGUGUUUAUUGAUCAAUUCUACGCUGCGUCAGGGCGCCCCCGCUCAUUUCUCACGCAGUUGGCGAAACAUUUGCGCAGCUUUGGGGAACGGGAAACGAAAGAACUUCCGUUUCGCACAUAUGCGCCUCCAGGUCCUUGAAGUAUACCCUCCCCUCCAUCCCCACGGACGCACAGCUUCAGCCGAAUCCCCGUGCUCUUCGUUCGCGCUUUCUCGGCUCUUCGGGGGAAGAGAGAGAGUUCGCCGCGGCAUGCGGUGGUGGCAAGACGAAGUGAUGUGCGUUGUGUUGUGAUGUGACGCUCCACAAAUAUACUGUAGUGAUGGUGAAGUGGUUCGUGUAUUGGCUGUGAUAUGUCGUUCUAUAGUUUUAAUACAGAGAGGUGUCCUAUAAUUAAAUCUGCCAUGGCAUCUCCACACUACAGUUUGAGAUGGAAUAACCAUCAGAACCACAUCCUCAACGCAUUUGACACACUGCUGCAAAAUGAAACCCUUGUGGAUGUCACCCUCGUGUGUGAAGAGACAAGUGUUCGAGCACAUAAAGUAGUUCUGUCGGCUUGUAGUCCGUACUUCCAAAGGAUAUUCUCAGAGAAUCCUUGUAAGCAUCCUGUCAUUGUGCUGAAGGACUUGCGGGGAUGGGAAGUCCAAGCAAUUGUAGACUUCAUGUAUAAGGGUGAAAUAAGUGUCAUCCAAGAACAAUUAACAUCGCUUAUAAAAGCUGCUGAGUCAUUGCAGGUGCGUGGUCUGGCUCACACAGAGCAUGCUGUUUCGGAAAAGGAUCAGCCACAUACCUCACCACCACCACCACCUCCACCACCUCCAUCGGCUACACUUACUCCACUGGAGAAGCUGGGACUAUUUGCGUCAGCACCACCACGUAAUUUCUCAAGUUCCACAGGUCAUUCAACAGAGAAAGACUCAUUUUCUCUGUCACCAGGACUGCAGGGUCCACCUCAGCACUUUGAGUCACCACUGAAACUCCCUCAGUUAUCUCACAUGCCACAUAUAUCAUUUACUGAAAAUCCACCUUCACCUCAGCCAAGAAGGAAACAGGCUCGGCCUCGAAGACGAUCUGGAGACUUUGGUGCUCAAGAUUUGACUAAAGGUACAACAGCAUCACCACCAUUAGAAACUGCAGAGAAUUUGUCAAUGAAAAAACCUGUGAACCACAUGCUUAGUAACAAUGUUAGUGCAUCGGCUCUUCCAGUCCAACAUGGUGCAUCUAUUCCUUCACCGCAUCAAGUGCAUCCACCUCCUCUAAAACUGGAAAGUGAGGAGACUCAAAACCUUGAAUGCAGCCGUUUAGAGAUACACACUCCGGAGAGAGAUCGUGAAAGAGAGAGAGAAAGAGACAGGGAAAGGGAUCGGGAUAGACUUGACUUCUGUAACAGCACUGAAUCUGUUAAUCUUCCACCACCACCACCACCGCCAGAUGCAUCACUAGAUAAUUCUAGUUUCCCACCACUCUCAUCUGUUUCUGCACUGUCCUUAACUCCACCACACAUGUUUUCUCUUGAUUCUCAACUUGGUUUCUUUCCUGGGAUUGAAAGUUGCCGGACACCUCUGUUGAAUGAUAUUCCAGAACAGAGGACGGAAAACCACCAUAUAAUGGGCAAAAGGAAGAGCAAAUACCUGUUGGGCCGACCAAAAGGGCAGCACAGUGCUCCUAGAGGUGGACCACCACGCUCUUGGACUAAUGCUGAAUUAACUGAAGCACUGCAACAUGUAUGGAACAAGAAAAUGACAACCUCUCAAGCUUCCAGAAUUUUUGGAAUUCCUUAUAACAGUUUGCUGAUGUAUGUUCGUGGAAAAUAUGGAAAAUCGUUGAAACUGGAACAACUCAAGAAAGAUUGCCUUGGUGGGCCAACUGGUCCCUUGGAACUCUUAGGACUUGGACCUAUGGGACCAAGCCAUGGAAAUAACAACAACAAUAAUAAUAACAACAAUAAUGCUUCUGGUAAGUCCAACAACCCAGAAGACAUGUUGGGACCUCCAGUCUCAGAGCAUGACUUGGUUUCAAUAGGACCAAGUUUUAACCCAUACACAGCUGCAAAUUUCUACCCUGAUUUUGCAGCAUCAUUUCCUGUACCUGUCAGCAUGAUACAUCUCCUCCCUCAGUCAGAAAAGAACCGUGAAUUGUUUGGCCCAUCAAUGCCCCUUCCCUUGGACAUCACAGCUGCAAAUAGGGAGGAUGACUGCAAAAGUGGUAGUGGACGCAAAUCAAGAGAGAACAAUAAUAGUAACGUUGAUGAAGAACAUGAAGUGAUGCAACAACCACCACCGCCAAGAGAGGACACUGCACAACUUGUGGAACAGAAUGGUCAAAACUAAGAAUCUUAGGUAGUGACUGAGUGCUCCCAUGACCAUUUUACUGUUUUUCGUAGGGCAGUCAUUUCAAGAUAUGUUUCCUGGAUGUGAAACUGAGACCAUCACAUUUUUGUACAGAAUGCUGUCUUGAAAUUACUGUAGCUGUUGAAGUACAUUUUCUGCUUAAAUGGAAUUAAUCUAUGAGCCUACCUCACAACCUGGAGGUCUCUGCAUUUGACUGAAAUCCAGCUUAUUCACAGCCACAAUAAACUUGGGUGCUGAAAAGAAAUGGUGUGCAUAAGAGGUGCAGAAAUAUUGUGAUGGGUUUGGUGCAACAUGAAACACUUUGAUAGAUUUUUGUCUUUCUCUUGUGCUUUCUAUAUAUAUGUUAGGAAGUACACACAAUCAGACAAAAAGAUAGAAAAUGUGUCAACAUGAAAUUGUCAUGUUCCAUGGUUGAUUGUUUACUUUACAAGACUGACUUCAAAUGCCAAUGUUCCAAGUAACUUAUAUUUAAUUAUAAUUAAUACAUCCUAAUUAAGUUAAUUCAUAAUAACAGAAACAACAGUUCCUGCAGAGAUUUAUACCAAAUAUUUGAUAAUUUUAAGUUUGAAGACAAAUAUGAAAUGCUUUUAUAGUCUAUAUUAAUACUUCAGUAAAUACAUAGUAGAGGUAACAUCCUUUUUAUAUUAGUUUUUUUGUGGUGAGAUAAGUGAAAAAGCUUGUUAAGAAAUGUUGGACAGCAUAUGGAAGUGCUAAUAUAUUGCUUGGGAUGAUUAACAGAAUCUUUCCUCCAUAAUUAUGGAUAAUACAGAUUUUCAAGUGAAACGGAAGCGUUAUUACUGUUGUGAUAAAUGUUAUAAAAGCAUUUGAAACAUUGCUUUAACUGUAAAACUGUUGUUUGUUAUCAGCAAGGUAUCAAGAAAAUGUGGUUACUUGACAUGUGCUAAAAAGUUUAUCUGUAAAUGUCAUGAGCUUGUGGUAUAUGAACAAGCUUCCAUAGGCAAUUGUGAAGGCUUAUGUGAAUAUUUUGGAUGGAAUGACACUACCCACAAAUGCAAUUCUUAUAGACAUUUUAGAAAAUAGGAAAACACAUCUGAAAAUGACUAUUGCUUAUAUGCACACAUACACAAAACACAUUAUUUUAGGUACCAUGAUUCAUAGAGUAAUUUUCUUUUAUGUCCAGGUUUUGCUAAAAAAAUAUGAUAGAUUGUAAUAGCAUUAGUGUUAGAGUAUUUUUUGAUGACUAAAAGAUGUAAGUACCAUUUAAAAUUGACCAUGCUGGAAAUCUGCUUUCUGAUAUCUGUCUCCUGCCCACAGAGAGAAAAAAAAAUCAACAUUCACACUUUUUUGAAAAAGUUUAAUGUAAAGACAAGGUAUUUGGUGAAUAAAUGUGUUGAAUGCUGUAUGAUAAGUUUUAAAAGUACAAUAUUGAUAAGGAACUAACUCUUUUAGCUAAUUAUGUGGACAUAUCUGCUUUUCACAACACUGUUGUCACUGAAGGUACUAUUUUGUCAUAGAGUGAUGCAUGAUGCACACAAAUCUGUGACAGCACAAGGACUUUAUUAGUUUUCAAGCUGCUGCCUUUUUUUCUAAUGUAAGUGAAUACCCUUACACACCCAUCCACACAGACACUCAAGUACAUCUACUGAAAUGCUGCAUUGUUCAGAAUUAAGAUGAUUUUUCAUUAUCAGUCCUCUUCUAAUUUCUUCAACCUGAGCUCCUCUUUUACUCUACUAGUAUUUUUGUUAUAGCAUGAAAUGAUCCAUAUUGUCAUAUUGAAGUGCGCUAGCCACAGAAAAGCUGUGCAGAAAGCAAAGCUUGCAUUCUGUUCAAUGGAUUAUGGUACACUGUAAUGUGAAUUCCCUAUUCCAAUACCAUUUGAUUUUCCAGCACAACAUUUAGGCAUUUUGAAAUCUGUCACUAUGAACUGAUAUAAAACAGUAAAAUGUUUUAAGGUUUAUGUGGUUGUGAAGGUGAAAAAGAUUCUCUAUAAUAACUGUUUCAUACCACUAUUAAAAAUUUGAAGAUGCUGGCUGAUAAAUAGAAAUAGGUUAUGUGUUCUGUUCUAUUGUAUAGCUUAAAAAUUAAUAAGGGCUUAACAUAAACCUCAUUUCAUAUAUAAACUGCAUUACUUUCAUUUUAUCUACAGUCACAGUAUGUAUGCAGGAAAAUGAAAAAUGGUAUUUAACUUAUGUCUCUUGACACUUCAGUGGCAGCAGUGAAGUGUGAGAUUUUGGAUUUCAUUGUAUGUGAAAAAUGCAGAGAGUAUGAGGCUCUACUUAAAAAAAGAAAAAAAAAGAAUCAGCUUAUUGACAUGUAUUAAAAUGCAGCAUUUCUCCAUUUUUCAGCCAAAUUCUUUGUCAUUUACAGUAAAAUAUGUUUCACACAUGUGUGUGGUUGUAAAGUAAGGGCAUAAACAGAGGCCAAAUUAUUUCAAGUGCUAUAUAGUCUCAGGAAUAUUUUAAUAAAGAUUUCUGAGGACAUAAUAGGUUUAUCCAAGAUUUUCACGUUUGUUUCACAGCUAUUGUGGUUCAAGAAGUAAUUGAAAAUUUAGAUUCAAAUAUUCUUUGUUACAAAAAACAAACAUUUAAAUGCUAAACUAUUUUGUUUGGAAAAUAUUCUUUUUACUAUGGAACAAUUUUCAAGCAUUUCAAACUGACGUUUUGGUCGAGUAUAUAUAACUGACCACUAAAUAAUAAAUUGUCUCUUUCCAAGAAUCUUAUAUGACAUGUAUUAUGUUGCCUAAUUUACAUCGGCCUCUGUUGAACCCUUUUGUAUAUAGAUUUGAGAGAACAAAUUGUACAAAUUACUGUAUGUAGUCUGUUGAAUGUUUUGAAUCUUAAAAUUCUUUCACUACAAUCAGGUUUAAUUUAUGAAAAAAAAGAACUAGAACUGAUGAAAUUUGGAUCAAGAAUCACAAUAAGAAUUUACAUAUGCUAAAUUUUUAAGGGAGAUAAAAUGAUUGGCAUUAAAUUAUGUUGGCAUUAUAGUGACUGAUUUGAAUACUUCAUUGUCCACAGAACAUAUUUUAUACCAUAUAGACUAUUCUUUCAGGAGACAGUUAUGUUUUGUGACAGUUUUCACAGUAAAUGCAAUGGACAUGUUAUUGCAGAGUAAGAAGAAUGGCUGAAAAUGUCAUAGAGGAUUUCCCUUAUUUUCUUUUCCAUUGAUGUAAUCAUUUGAAGGCAAAUUGAAUGAUCCUUUGAUUUUCAGUAUCACUUCUCAUAACUAUUACAAAAGUUAUGUAAAACUUCCCAAAAUUGUGUGUUGCCACCUUUCUGAACUACAAUUUGGGGGUCUUGUUUUUUAGAAAGUUGAAUAUGUCAGUUAAUAUGUGAGGAUGUAUUCUUCACUAUCACAAGAAAAAAGUAUGAAUGGUUGCUGAUAAAAUUGAGUAAAUUAACCAGUGUAAAAUGGAAACAUUAAUUUUAUUCUGUUAGGAGCUUUAAAAUGUAUGCUGACAUAAGAUGCAUCAAUGUACUGCAGUUUUUCCGUCUGCAGACACAAGCAGUAUUCAUGAUGCCAACAAAAUUGCAAAAUAGAAGGAACAUUGCAUAUACUGUGAUAUAAUUCAUUUAUCAGUUAAAUUAAUUUUUUCUCACACAAAAUUUUAAUCAUGGUACAGAGUAAAUACUGAAUUUUAAUGUGGAUAUUUUUGACAAUUAAAACAGUUUCAAAUGUGGGAUGCUUUAACAUUUUAUAUGAGGUAUAGAUUUUUCACAUGAACAGACAUUAAUCUGCAUCUAGAAGUGUUUUCAUGGAUAACAUAUUUUAAUUACUUACUUCCCAAAACAAUUGCAGGGUAAUGUUCCAUUGAGAAGGAACAGCUUUUCAUACACGUACAUUGUGUGUGCAUAUGUAUGUAUAUAAAUACAUGACACAUCAAGUAAUGUUAGUUGACUGUUCUAGGAACUUUACACAUGACAUUACUUCAGGCUUCCAGAUUAAGGGCAUGCAAUUUUAGAAACAGUGAUUAUAUUAAUAAUGAUGUGUUUUUACUGUUUAAAAGUGUGGUUCAAGUUUUCACAUUAAUUUACAUGUGAUUUGUCAAACCGAGUAUUCUGAACUUUUUUUCCCAUUAAGCACUACAGGCUGUUUUCUCCACUAUUCUGUUUUGUUGUAAUUGCAUACAAGUUACUGUGAAACAGGGCAGUAAUUCACUAUUGAUGUAGACAUUUUCCCUGUCAUAGUCGUUACAUAAUUUAUUAGUGCUGAAAUUUACUGAGUUUUAAAAUGGAGAUUAUGUUUCCUCCAGCUGUCCAAGUUUCUUCCCCAAAUAACUUCAUGUACCAAGAGUGAUGAUGUCUUGGCAUCAGCUUUCUGACUUUAUUAUGUAAGUUUGAUGCCUUUCAGUUACUUGUAUAUACAUUUUUUUAAAAAAAUUAUUCUUAAUUUGAACACACUAAUUUUUAUUUCUGUAUAUUGAUAAAAUAAGAGAAAUAUGAA
Molecule: messenger RNA, 6757 nt
Organism: Schistocerca gregaria
Lineage: Eukaryota; Metazoa; Arthropoda; Insecta; Orthoptera; Acrididae
Product: protein jim lovell-like
Exons: 9
Coding region: 356-2332 (658 amino acids)
Biological process (GO): regulation of transcription by RNA polymerase II
Cellular component (GO): nucleus
Molecular function (GO): protein binding; DNA binding
Source: RefSeq, a predicted model, not a curated record